AAAAUAGGCCAUUCGGCCUAUCAAGUCUACACCAUUCAAUCAUGGCUGAUCUAUCUCUCCCUCCUAACCCCAUUCUCCUGCCUUCUCCCCAUAACCCUUGACACCCGCACUAAUCAAGAAUCUAUCCAUCUCUGCCUUAAAAAUAUCCACUGACUUGGCCUCCACAGCCGUCUGUGGCAAAUAAUUCCACAGAUUCACCACCCACUGACUAAAGAAAUUUCACCUCAUCUCCUUUCGAAAGCAACGUCCUUUAAUUCUGAGGCUGUGCCCUCUGUGGAUGUUUUCAAGAGAGAGUUAGAUUUUGCUCUUAGGGCUAAGGGAAUCAAGGGAUAGUCAAGGGAUAUGGGGAAAAAGCAGGAACGGGGUACUGAUUCUGGAUGAUCGGCCAUGAUCAUAUUGCAUGGUGGUGCUGGCUCGAAGGGCCGAAUGUCCUACUCCUGCACCUAUUGUCUAUUGUUUCCAUGUUUCUAUGACCUCUGGUCCUAGACUUUCCCACGAGUGGUAACAUCCUCUCCCCGCCCACUCUAUCCAGGCCUUUCACUAUUCUGUAUGUACAGUAAACUCCCUCUCCCCAUCUCUUUUCUCCACAGCUAAUAAAAGGCUCCACAGUUAACCUUGCACAUGAAGAAGAUUCAACUACCAACAGCUGAUCCAUAGCAACUGUGAAAUACAACGACCUUCUACCCAGGCGAUAUGUUUAAUUUGCUUCUCUACCUCAGCAUCCUGCAUUAUUGUGUAUCCUUCAUACAAGCACAAGAUGAAGCAGAGAUUUACCUGGCACCUGGCACCUCGGCGAUGUUUCUCGGAGUGGAUGAAGAGGUCAUGAAUAUUACGCGGGUUUUCCAAUGGGAAAAAAUUGACAAACGCUCAGGGAAUCAGCCCACCACGGAACACGUUCUCCAAUUCCAUGUUGGAUCUCCAAAACAUGCCGUUAUACAAAAAUACACCGGGCGCAUCCACUUCAACCCUCUCAAUGGUUCAUUUCUCUUCAGUAAUCUGACCUCCGCAGACACUGGCCUUUAUAGACUGUCCAUCAAUCUACGGACUCGGAUCAUUCGGCAGGUUCGGCUUUGGAUAAUGGAGAGGCUGUCGAAACCAUCGAUACGGAGCAACGGCAGUUCUCCCGGCGCCACCAUCCAGCUUGAAUGUAACGUGGAGGGAGAUGCUCGUGGAUAUCAGUGGCAGAAAGACGGAAUGGACAUCCCUCAUCCACACCUGAUAGAGGGGAACAGAAGCCUGGUGCUGCUGCAUGUGGCCAGAAAGGACUGCGCCAUUUACACUUGUACUGCCAGCAAUCCUGUCGGCUCUGUCUCAGCAGAGUACAUCCUCACCAUUCUCGGCCUUCAUCGAAUGGAUAUCAUUGUUAUUGUGGCAUCUAGUGUGGGAAUAACAUUCUCUAUAACAUCGUUGGUUGGAUUGCUGGUACUCUGCAUCAUCAGGAAAAAAUUGCCACGAGGACCAGCCUCAGUGUCUGUGGUUGCUUUCUGCACUGCAUCUGUCUUCCUGGUUUUCAACCUAUCCUUGGCCAUCACUGUUGGGAACUUGGGCUGCCAAUGCAUCGCGGGCCUCUUGGACUCCACAGGUCUACGGGCCUGGAUGGACGUCUGUGGUAUCGUCAGCUCUUUCCUGGUUCUGGUCACCUCGAUUGUCACUCUCUUUGAAGAAGGUCAGCAGAGCAAACAAGGAUGCUACGAGACUAUUCUAACCUGGAGCAUACCGGUCCCAAUGUUCAUCAUUGUGGUCAUAAUCUUCUUAACCUUUUUCGCAGUAUGGCAUACUGGAAACGACGACGUGAACAAUAUCAGAAAUAUUGACGAACAACCGGAAGUGAUGCAAUUGAACAACAUCAACCCUGAAGAUGAGGGUGGCAACUGAAAUCUUUGAGCCAUCGUGCCACGGUUCGCUAUCUCUCCACUGGGAAAAGCAGAGCCACUGUAACAAUUACUGAUCCAUCAUUUGGUGCUAUUCCAACUGUAUUAUUUUAGUUCAGUUUAGUUUAGUUUAAAGUUACUUUUUUGCAUAUCUUUCAUUCAUUUUUCUCUCUACAAUACAUCAAUGCCGAAACGGAGUCAUAGAGUGAUACAGUGUGGAAACAGGCCCAACUUGCCCACACCGGCCAACAUGUCCCAGCUACUCUAGUCCCACCUGCCUGCGUUUGGCCCAUAUCCCUCCAAACCCGUCCUAUCCAUGUACCUGUCUAACUGUUUCUUAAACAUUGGGAUAGUCCCAGCCUCAACUACCUCCUCAGGCAGCUUGUUCCAUACACCUACCACCCUUUCGGCCCACCGAGUCCGCGCCGACCAGCGAUCCCUGCGCACUAACACUACCCUACACACACAAGGGACAAUUCUCAUUUAUACUAAGCCAAUUGACCUACAAACCUGCACAUCUUUAGAGGGUGGAAGGAAAUUAGGGCAGUCGGAGAAAACCCGGGGAGAACGUACAAACUCCGUACAGACAGCACCCAGGGCCGGGUUUAGAUGAAGAGAGGCCCUAAGCUAUUUCACUUGUGAGCCCCUCUCAGUAACCUGCUGCUUUACAUUCAAGUUAAAUGGGAGCCUUGCCAGUGUGAGGGCAUUGUGUUUGACACAGCUUCUGGUGAUAGUGUGUGUGGGGUGUAAUCGCUGGACAGCACGGACUGGGAGGGUCGAAGGGCCUGUUUCUGUGGUGCAUGUCUGAACUCUGAACUCUGAACUCUAAUCAGUGUUUGUUGCAUUGUGAAACAACAGUAAAUUUAUGGUGCAAGAGAUGAAGAAAAAGAUGUUGAAAUUAUGUAUGAAAUAUAUUUUUGACCAAAAAAAGAUGCAAUAUUUUUAUGCUUCAUAAUAACUUUAUAAUAAAUUUAUUUUUAUAGCACUUUUCAUGUAAUUGA
Molecule: messenger RNA, 2872 nt
Organism: Leucoraja erinaceus (little skate)
Lineage: Eukaryota; Metazoa; Chordata; Chondrichthyes; Rajiformes; Rajidae
Exons: 9
Coding region: 694-1875 (393 amino acids)
Source: RefSeq, a predicted model, not a curated record